AUGGCAUCACAGUCUGAGUCGGAGCCUGCGACGCCCAAGUCGGUCCUACGCGGACACCAGGCCCAGGUGCACGCAACAGCUUUUGUGAGAGAUAAUCAGCGCCUGGCCUCGGGUGAUGCCGAAGGAUAUGUCGUGCUGUGGGAUCUCACCAUCAUGCGGCCUCGCGCAGUCUGGCAGGCGCACACAAAUGCCAUCCUGGGCAUUGCCUCCUGGGGCAACGACAAGAUCAUAACGCAUGGAAGAGAUCACCGUUUGAUCGUGUGGAAGAUCUCCGAGAAUGACGAGUCGCGCUUGAGUACAACCUUACCGUUGGAUCCUCUGCCCGAUGAAAGACCUCAGCCAUGGGUACUGCACAUUCUCGAGGUUAAUACUAUGAACUUCUGCUCAUUUGGACAUUGUCCAGCAAGUCCUGAUGGCGGCAUUGAUGAAAUACUCAUAGCCGUCCCCAAUACUCUUGCUUCCGAAUCGGUUGAUAUUUGGAAGUUACCCGCGCAAGAGAGACUUUACACAGUUCAUGCCCCGGAGAAGAGCGAGAAGAGCGGCAUGGUAAUGGCGCUGGAUAUUUUUCACCUAGACUCGUCCUUGGUCCUGGUAACCGCGUACGAAAAUGGCUUUGUCACUGUUUCUCAGCAAGACGUUGAUGAUUCGUGGAAUCUUGUGUAUCGUGCUCAGUCACAUAGUCAGCCUGUUCUUUCGCUUGGCGUUGCACCGAGCAAGGACUAUUUUUUGACGUCAAGUGCUGACGCAUUAUUGGUCCGACAUCCGAUUCCAAAGCCAUCGGAAGAUCGACCGCCAAUAUUGGGCAAUAUCCCUUCAACAAACGAAAGGAAACCUCCGUCUGCGCCAGGGAGUGGAAUGUCUCUGUUGUCUGCUGCCUUGGCAGGAGAGCCACGGCCUCCCAGACUCCAGAAGAAGCCUCCGCGUGAAGUUCAGACACAGCCAUUGAAAAUUCUCAACACCAAGCACUCGGGCCAGCAGAGUCUGCAGAUCCGCUCAGACGGUAGGAUCUUUGCCACAGCGGGGUGGGACUCAAAAGUACGAGUCUAUUCGGCGAAAACGAUGAAGGAGCUUGCAGUCCUCAAGUGGCACCAGGUGGGCUGCUACACUGUGACUUUUGUUGACAUGGAAGUUUCUGCUACUCAAGAGCGAAUUGAGGUUCCCAAGAAUGAAUCGGAUGGCGAAAGUACUGCGAUUAUGCCAUCAUCGAAGGAUUUGACGGUCAAGGAAAGACGAAUCAAGCAGGCAAAGGAAGCCCAUUGGUUAGCAGCGGGUAGUAAAGACGGGAGGAUCAGUCUCUGGGAUAUAUACUAG
This is a messenger RNA of Pestalotiopsis fici W106-1, 1311 nucleotides long. RefSeq lists its product as uncharacterized. The coding region runs from base 1 to 1311 and encodes 436 amino acids. The record is from RefSeq and is a predicted model, not a curated record. NCBI's taxonomy places the organism in Eukaryota, Fungi, Ascomycota, Sordariomycetes, Amphisphaeriales, Sporocadaceae. The transcript is spliced from 3 exons. Gene Ontology annotation, molecular function: protein binding.